GAGAGUUCAAGGAGUGCACUAUAUUGUUCAGCGAUGUUGUGACCUUUACCAACAUUUGUGCCCAAUGUGAGCCUAUUCAGAUAGUUCUCAUGUUAAAUUCAAUGUACCUGCGAUUCGACAGACUGACCACGGUGCAUGAUGUGUACAAGGUGGAGACAAUUGGAGAUGCCUAUAUGGUAGUAGGUGGGGUCCCUGUGCCUGUACCCACUCACGCUGAGCGAGUUGCUAACUUUGCCUUGGGGAUGAUCAUGGCAGCUAAAGAAGUACAGAAUCCAGUUUCUGGAAAUCCUAUCCAAAUUAGAGUUGGGAUCCAUACAGGUCCUGUCUUGGCUGGAGUCGUUGGAGAAAAGAUGCCUCGUUAUUGCUUGUUUGGAGACACGGUGAAUAUAGCUUCCCGGAUGGAAAGUCAUGGUGUCCCGAGUAAAAUUCAUCUAAGCUCCAGUGCCUAUCAAUGCCUAAAAUACAAGAAUUUUGAGAUGACUGAAAGAGGAGAAAUAGAAGUAAAAGGCAAAGGGAAAAUGCACACGUACUUCCUCAUUAGAAAUAAAACUGCAACUGAGAAUGAGAUUAUGGGAAGGCCAAUGAAGGACUUAGAUUCUGGCCAUGAAUCUGUUCAGUCCUUUCAAGAAGGAAGGACUGAAACAAUACUAGGUUAUCAUCAGCCAGUUACUCGGACUCAGCCAGAGAAGGACCAGACCCCAGCCAUUGCAAUGAAGUAUAUCGAUGGCCCCACCGAUGCACAAAACAGCCUCAAAAGAAGAAAUCAGCCGAAAAUUGCGGAUUUAACAGGCAAAACUUAUGAUUCCAAAAGCGAUGGGAGUCUCCAUGGCAACCAGCAUGCAGAUGAUGGUCCCUGUCCUCUAAACCGGGGAAGAGUCAAACCUGCUACUGAAGAGCCACAGAUUAGAAAUGUUCGCUCUAAUUUUUGCACUUUACUCUAA
Molecule: messenger RNA, 941 nt
Organism: Tauraco erythrolophus (red-crested turaco)
Lineage: Eukaryota; Metazoa; Chordata; Aves; Musophagiformes; Musophagidae
Source: RefSeq, a predicted model, not a curated record